Molecule: messenger RNA, 1227 nt
Organism: Ustilago hordei
Lineage: Eukaryota; Fungi; Basidiomycota; Ustilaginomycetes; Ustilaginales; Ustilaginaceae
Exons: 1
Coding region: 1-1227 (408 amino acids)
Source: RefSeq, a predicted model, not a curated record
AUGAACGUGGCCUGCACUACUACUGCAGCUGCCCUACCGACAGUUGGGGCGAGUAGUGGCUUGCCCACACCGCCCUUGGGGUCAGCAACGGCGCCAACAACGGCGGCGCAUCACUUUAGGAUUGGUACAAGUAGUAGGCGUAGUAGUAGUUCGGGGAGUAGUAGCGGUGGAAGUAAUGCUGCCGGCACCGCAAACAUGAGUGCGGUCAGUGGUGGUAUGGUAGGGAGUAGAGAGCAGAAUAGGAAGAGAAGAAGACACAGUACGCUCUCUAGCAGCGGCUUUGCUUCAGGCGAUUCGGAUAAUGACGCACCACCCACGUUUCGGCUUCGACUUGGUAGCUAUGUCUCCGACUUCCGCCUGCGGGGUGGGAGGAGAAGAAGAAGAAGAAGUCAUUCAUCCAGUCCGCAAGUGCAACCUCCUUCGCCAUCCGGUCUAGUGCGACACAGACAUCAGUUACGCAUCCAAACCUCGCUCUCGGACAAAGACCAAGUGGCCAGCUCAGUCUCACCAACAACGAUCACUCAAGCAGUAUCAACAAGAGGCGAUACAGCAGAUGUAGAGAUGGAUCUCGACGUACAAAACACAUUCCAAGCUAUGCAAGUAGACUCUCCUGCCGCUUCACCUUCUCCUCUGAACCCCAUCAGUACUUCUUUCUUCUCUUCUUCCGCAAACCCGCUCCUCAUCCCUAGCCGCUCCUCAUCUACUUUAGCACUGCAUCGUCGGCCAUCGCCAAUCCCGUCAGGCCUCUUCCAACCGCUACAGACAGAUACAAGAUACCCAACACGCUCUCCCUCGGCCCCUUCCACUCCAGCGUCAGUGUCCCUCCCAAGCAUAUCGAUGGUCGCACACGCAAACGCGUCUCCAUUCACACCAGGUGUCUUUCCAACUCAAAGCACCAUCUUAGCUGCCAGGAGGAAUUCAAGACAACCUCUAAGCAGCUCUUCGAAAAAUACACCCGUCAGUCCGUCUCCUCUGGCUAAUAGUACAAGUUAUACCCAACAAUCAUCGCAUCAGCAUUUUCAGCAUAGUUCCGGUUCAAGUUUACAGCAUUCAAGUAGUUUCAGAGGGAGGAGAAGUAGGAGUACGUGCACUCCACCCGAUCCCAGUCUCAGUGAGGAGGUGUUGGGGGGAGGAGCGGAAGGGCAGGUUCCGCCAUCUCCAGUGAGACGGCAUUCGGAUGGGAAGGCUGUGCCUUCUCCAUUGCGGUACGAGGGAGGUCCUUUUUAG